AUGUCGUCGGCCCCGGCCCCGGUACCGGUGGACGCCGAUGAGAAGCACGGGUCCGCCCCAGGCAUUCGCUCAGAUAACCCCUCCGAGACAACUCUAACUCCCGUUUCGAACCCCGACGACCCCGAAACUCAAAGGUCCACCCCGGCAGCCACUGCAUCCAACCCCGGCCCCAUCCCGGACGGGGGUCUCGAGGCAUGGCUCCAAGUCCUCGGCUCCUGGGUCGUCCUCGCUGACACCUGGGGCCUCGUCAACACUUUCGGAGUGUACCAGACCUACUACGAACAGACCCUUGACGCCACGCCUUCGGCCAUCUCCUGGAUUGGAUCGCUCCAGGGCGCUCUGCUCAUGAUGGUCGGCUUUGUCAGUGGCCCCCUAUAUGACAGCGGCUACUUCAGAGAGCUGCUGUUGACAGGUCUCUUCCUCAUCAUAUUGGGCCAGUUUAUGACCUCCCUCUGCACAACGUACUGGCAGGUCUUUCUAGCCCAGGGCGUUUGCAUAGGCCUAGGCUGCGGGCUGACAUUUUUGCCGUCCACCGCCAUCCUAAGUCAGUAUUUCCAGAAACGCCGUGCCUUCGUCAUUGGCAUUGCGUCCACAGGGUCUCCUAUAGUUGGCAUGGUGUUCCCCAUCAUCUUCGGCCAACUGGAACCCAAGAUCGGCUUUGGCUGGGCUACACGCAUCAUGGGCUUCAUCCUCCUUGGCCUGUCCAUCAUCCCCGCCGUUUGGAUGCACACAAGACUUCCGCCAUCGGGGCACAAACGCUCCCUCAUUGACAGGACCGCCCUCAGCGACCCCGCCUUCAUGCUUGUCAUGCUUGGGUCGUUCUUUGGGUUCUUGUCAAUGUAUAUUGCCUUUUUCUACAUCCAGCUCUUUGCCGUCAGCCAUAAUAUUGGCGGGACGUCGUUUUCGUCCUACUUUGUUACACUACUGAGCGCCGGGAGCAUUCCGGGUCGUGUGGUACCCAAUUACCUUGCCGACAAAGUCGGCGCGCUGUACAUACAAACAUUUCUCACCGCGGGUGCGGCCGUGAUGAUGUUCGCAUGGCUGGGCAUUCGGAAUAUGGCGGGGCUCGUAGUCUUCGCCAUCAUAUACGGCCUCUUCUCCGGUGGCAUGGUGAGCAUUGCACCUAGUGUUAUUGUAAGCUUGUCGCCUGAUCUGGGCCGUGUGGGUACCCGCAUGGGCAUGAUGUUCUUCACCUCGAGCAUCUCCAUUCUCAUUGGCACGCCCAUCGCCGGUGCAAUCUUGGGAGAUUACAGUGAAGUUGAGUGGCAUGCCAUGAUUGGGUACGGAGCUGCGGCGUUGACGGUGGGUUCGAUUUGUUAUACUUUGGCAAAAAUCUUCCAGUUGAAGAGAGCUCGAGCUACCAAGAUGUAG
Molecule: messenger RNA, 1371 nt
Organism: Colletotrichum truncatum
Lineage: Eukaryota; Fungi; Ascomycota; Sordariomycetes; Glomerellales; Glomerellaceae
Product: MFS monocarboxylate
Biological process (GO): transmembrane transport
Cellular component (GO): membrane
Molecular function (GO): transmembrane transporter activity
Source: RefSeq, a predicted model, not a curated record